Molecule: messenger RNA, 1297 nt
Organism: Platichthys flesus (European flounder)
Lineage: Eukaryota; Metazoa; Chordata; Actinopteri; Pleuronectiformes; Pleuronectidae
Exons: 4
Coding region: 108-533 (141 amino acids)
Source: RefSeq, a predicted model, not a curated record
CGUCACAGCCCAAACACCGGAUGAGGCAGACCCUCGAAAGAGGAAGAUGCUGAAGUAGUUUGAAUUAUGAUGUUGGCGUUAUCUGAUUUACAUUUGAUCCUGUCGUGAUGGACCAUCUCUACUCGCUCCCAUACGGCGCGGAGCCUCCCGCGGUGUCUGUGUCCGAGAUGACGCCCGAGGUGCAACAACCUAAGGGGGAAGAACUGCGCUUACUGCGCGACCGGAUGCAGGCGAAGACCAGGGUGAACAUCGGCUUCGCUUUCCCAAGAUGGAGGGCGCUCCGGACCAAGCUGGGGAUACGGAAAGACGCCGAACUAGCUUUGGUUCUACUGGAAAGCCUCUCGAAGAAAAAAGUUCAGGAGGAGGCUGGUAUCGAUCCUCAAAACACAGUAAUCAACUGUAAAGACUCAUGGGAAACGGCCAGUGAAGAAAGUGUGUCUGAUGAGGAUUGUGCUGCAUCCAUUAGUCUGAGACUCUGCAGUCGCCCUGCAGAUGAUUCAGAUGGAAGAGGUGAAAGAACAGAAGAAGAGUGACGAAUCUGAAGAUAACGGAGCUCCUAAACUUGACAGCUUGACUCUUAAAACACAAGGACCUUCCAGCCCGAGUGGAGGAAAGAGCAGCCGAAGAAGAGGCAGUCCACUGCCUGGUCCACCAGCCAAUCAAAUACCACCUCCCGGUUCCCUGAGCCAAUCGUCACCCUCAGCUUAAAGUUGCACCCUUCGCUCAGGUUAUUGUUGCUGAUUGGAAACAGGUUCACCACUUCCAUGUCAAAGGUCACUGCAGAGCCGGUGGUGAUGGCGGGUAGCUGGUUGGUCAUCUCUUUACCGUUUACAAAGACAGCACCUGAGCGGAGAAACAUCAACACCUGUUGCAGCACGCCAUGGGAGGAAACUGAAUUUUGAAAACAUUAUUUUUUUAAAUGUGCUGAAAGAAAACGAGCCUUUAAAAGCUGAAUUAUUUGAAUUAUAAUUUAUACUUUUAAGCUCUGUGUGAGAUGAUCAGAAAUCUUUGAAAGUUUUGACUGCAGAUAAAAUACUAUAUUGCACAAACAGCAAAAAUAGGAUUAAACUGGUAUUUUCAACAGUUAAUCCUGCUUUUUGCAGUUAAAGUCACAGUGCAGCUAUGGAUACAUCUGCAGUCUAUCUUUAUAGAUAGAUAAAGAACUUAAGAGCAUGUGUGGACUGAGACUAAGUGAUAAAAUGAAAAAGUAAUAAUGUGGAUGUAUCCUUCAUCUCUUCAGUUGCAUCAAAUGCUUUACUGUAGUGAAAUGAACAAUAAAGAUUUGUGGAGAGAGUGA